CUACACCUGCUGCUCCCGUGGGGCUGUUGUCAUGGUAACGCGUGUACGCGGGCUGCGAAGCGCCCUCCGGUGCGCGCUAAAACACCCGGGAAAGACCCCGUUUACAAGCACCGUUUCACCUGACCGUACCGCAUUCGACCGACGCGAAGCACGCCACAGAGGGAUGACGAUAACGAGGGGACGUCUUCCAGUACGACCUCCAGUCCUGCAGUAGAGCGUUUCUCCAGAGAUGUCUGCGCUGAGUGACUCCGGGAUCGAGGAAGAUCUGCACGCUUCUCCGGCAGAGACCUCCAGGCUGACCUCGGAGCUGCAGGAGUGUGACUACGAAGAGAGCUGCUUCAUCAUCCAGAGACACAAUGAAGUGCACUUUCUAGCGCUGGACUGCCUCGCGAGACAGCCGCAGAUUACAGCAGAAGCUCGCAGUAAGCUGGUCAGCUGGCUCAUAGCCGUACACAGACAGCUCAAACUGUCCUUCGAAUCAUGCUGCUUGGCUGUUAACAUCAUGGACCGUUUCCUGAUCACAACCUCGGUAGCUGCAGACUGUUUCCAGUUACUGGGAGUGACGUCUCUGCUGAUCGCCACAAAACAGGUCGAAGUGUAUUCGCCUCUGAUCACACAGCUUCUGUCGCUUUGCUGCAAUUCUUUUACCAGAGAGCAGCUGUGCAACCUUGAAUGCCUGAUCCUUCUCAGACUCAAUUUCAGACUGGCUGCACCUACCCUCGCUUUCUUUCUGGAAUAUUUCACCAGACACCCUACCGGAUACCAGACUGAGGGAGCCACGGAUAAGAUGGUCGCUACACAGGACAGAAACGUAUGGAAGGAGCCCGAGAAAUGGUUGGCGUGCAAAGUCUGUGAACUGAGUUUGGCCGACUACACGUUUAACAAGUAUAUGCCGUCUGUGAUUGUGCUGUGUGCCAUGAAAGUGGCAAAAGAUCUGCUGAAGACGCAUUCAGCGCAGCCGACAGACAGCUAUGCUGGCUCAUCACAGACACUGGAGUCUUUCUGUUUUCAAGAGUACCCAGCGUUUGAAGCUGAGCUUUUGUUUCAGCAAUGCACAGAAGAUCUCAAAUUGUUGGUUGCUCUUAAUCAAGACAUAGUCCAGGACUUUAUAACACCAUGAACCAUUAUUAAUAUGUUCCACGGAGUGAUCAGAUUGACCCAAGUGAUUCAACUCAAGUGAUUCAUCUGAAGAAAGUUGCAGAAAAAGAUACUGUAAUAACCAUUUUUUUAUAAUGCUGUUUCCUUCAUACGUUUAUAAUACACAUAAAACGAUUUGUAAUGGAGUCAAGCAGUGUUUAUCCCAAAAGCUAUUUAUGCAAAAGCGCGGUUUUAUUUUUCAUUCAUGUGUAAGUAGUGUGUACCUCGAACUUUUAGAAUUUUUAUUUGUAAAAUCGGAUUGUCAAUCAUAAAAAAGCA
Puntigrus tetrazona (Sumatra barb) is the source of this 1416-nucleotide messenger RNA. Its product is annotated as cyclin-O. The record is from RefSeq and is a predicted model, not a curated record. Gene Ontology annotation, cellular component: cyclin-dependent protein kinase holoenzyme complex; centrosome; nucleus. Lineage: Eukaryota; Metazoa; Chordata; Actinopteri; Cypriniformes; Cyprinidae. The transcript is spliced from 3 exons. Gene Ontology annotation, biological process: regulation of cyclin-dependent protein serine/threonine kinase activity; mitotic cell cycle phase transition. Bases 230 to 1120 code for a protein of 296 amino acids. Gene Ontology annotation, molecular function: cyclin-dependent protein serine/threonine kinase regulator activity.